AGGCCUCUGAGGAGGAUCGUGGUGUCAGGCUCUCAGCGCCGUUGGUGGCCUGAGGUUGUAUUUGAAUCGAUGGAGAGCUCAUUGUGGCUUGUGCGACGAGGAUGAGGGAUGUUCUCCGUAGGUGAGUGUCGCGGGGAGGAGAGAAAAACAAAGGUCUUGCAAGAGUCGAGUCGAUUCCAAUGGGUUGUCGCCUUCUUCUUCUUCUUUUUUUUUUUGUUCCUUUGUUCCUUUGUUCCUUUUGUUCCUUUUUGUAUUCCCAACGGGUUGAGAGAAACUAAGAGGGGCGUUGGGCGCGCGUUCAGCGGUUCUCUUCUUAGUAUGGUAGUUAUGUGUGUGUGUAUGUCAGGCAGAAACCGUUCAGAAGACACAGCGCAGUUGGGGAUGGCGACGGGGCUAUAUAAGAACAGGAGGCAAACAGGAGAUUAUAUCCACAUCGACAGCCUUCAGGACGGCUCAAAUAAAGUGGUCAGGACGGAUGUGCCGGACAAUCAUGAGAGAUAAACGGACACUGGGGGAAUAAUGGGGACGGAGUUUAAGGCU
This is a messenger RNA of Paecilomyces variotii, 540 nucleotides long. RefSeq lists its product as hypothetical. NCBI's taxonomy places the organism in Eukaryota, Fungi, Ascomycota, Eurotiomycetes, Eurotiales, Thermoascaceae. Bases 109 to 501 code for a protein of 130 amino acids. The record is from RefSeq and is a predicted model, not a curated record. The transcript has a single exon.